This is a messenger RNA of Ceratina calcarata, 776 nucleotides long. RefSeq names its product adenine phosphoribosyltransferase (gene Aprt). Gene Ontology annotation, cellular component: cytoplasm. NCBI's taxonomy places the organism in Eukaryota, Metazoa, Arthropoda, Insecta, Hymenoptera, Apidae. The transcript has 4 exons. The record is from RefSeq and is a predicted model, not a curated record. Gene Ontology annotation, biological process: adenine salvage; AMP salvage. Gene Ontology annotation, molecular function: adenine phosphoribosyltransferase activity; AMP binding; adenine binding. The coding region runs from base 148 to 690 and encodes 180 amino acids.
UCUACCACCACCAUCCCUGACCAUUACUAACGUUACUAACCAUCCCGUUAUUUCUAUACUCAUACCAUGGAACAAAGAAAUUGACAAGUAUUUUACUCCAGGUUAAAGUUUGGAUUCAUUUCCAUUUGUAGAAAUUACUCGUUAAAGAUGAAUAAAACAGAAAAGAUUCAAUUGUUGCGCAAGGCGAUAGUGACUUACCCCAAUUUUCCUAAGCCGGGGGUCACAUUCAGAGAUAUAUUUGGAAUAUUUCGUGAUAUUACAGCAUUGAGAGCAAUGAAAGAUUUGAUAGUGGAACACAUUUUGUUUUUGGAAGUCGACGUAGUCGUGGGCUUAGAUUCAAGAGGUUUCCUAGUCGGGCCUCUUAUUUGUAUGGAACUAGGCAAACCGUUCUUGCCAAUUAGGAAGAAGGGAAAACUUCCAGGAAAAGUUGUUGAACAUGCUUUCUCACUGGAAUACGGCGAAGCAACAUUUGAACUACAAACAGACUUCAUGAAGAAAGGAGCUCGAGUUUUAAUCGUAGAUGACCUGUUAGCGACUGGAGGCUCUAUGCGAGCAGCAGUAGACUUGGUACAAUUGACUGGAAGUAAAGUAAUUGAAUGCUUAGCAAUAAUUGAAUUAACUACAUUGAAGGGCAGAGAAAAGCUCAAUGUACCUGUUCAUUCGGUAGUUCAAUACGGAGAUGAACCUUAGCCGAAGAUAAUGUAAGAAAUUAUUGUUAAAUAGAACAGAAAACAUACAUAUUAUCAUAUGUAUAUCAGAAUACAAUACUGUUGACA